Populus euphratica (Euphrates poplar) is the source of this 1616-nucleotide messenger RNA. RefSeq lists its product as uncharacterized. Gene Ontology annotation, molecular function: histone binding. Bases 494 to 1435 code for a protein of 313 amino acids. The transcript has 6 exons. Lineage: Eukaryota; Viridiplantae; Streptophyta; Magnoliopsida; Malpighiales; Salicaceae. Gene Ontology annotation, cellular component: nucleoplasm. The record is from RefSeq and is a predicted model, not a curated record. Gene Ontology annotation, biological process: CENP-A containing chromatin assembly; DNA replication-dependent chromatin assembly.
ACUUCCAUCCAGCUAGUCGACAAUGAAUGUUCUCUGAAAUAUGCUUAAAUUAACGACUCCUUGCUCCUCUUGACAUCCGAAGACACACCCAGAAUUGGCAAAUUUAUGAAGAGACACACCCAGAAUUGGCAAAUUUAUGAAGCGCGAACAUCAACUUGCAUAGCUAGCCCGUUAUUGGCGUCAUAUUUUUUGUUUGGGCCGCGGGGGGAAUUUAAGGAUGCGUGUUUAACUGGAUUCUUUCAAUAACGACUACUAUGCUAAUUAUGCUCUCCUCAGGGAGCAAUGUUCUUGGCUGCUGCCCUGGUUCUUCCCGCCCGAAGUAUAAGACCACAACUAUAACCUAAUUACACCAAUUCCUAAUUCUCUAUCUGUGUCUCUCUCCACUCCAAAUUCUCCAAUACUUUCUCUUUGCAUUGCAAAUUCUCUGCUCUCUCUCUCUCUCUCUCUCUCUCUUUAUUACUGGUUUCUUUAUUUCAUCUUCCUUACUUCAAGAAUGGAUGAUAUCCCUGAAGCUACGGCUAGGCUUACCUCUAUCAUCAAUCGUGGAUCAUCCGCCUUAAAAAAUGCCCACUUUGAUAAAGCUGCUAGGUACUUCAAGAAGGCUCGUGAUGCCAGCGUUCAACUCCAAGGUGAACGUACUUUGGAACGCUCCCUUUUGCACCAUUUAUAUGGUGUUUCCUUGCUGUACGAAAUUCCAUUUCAGGGAGAUGAUGAUCCGUUGGAAUUUUUACCGAGGGAAGCUGAUUACUAUCUUGCUAAAGAUAGACCUUAUAGUUCUUAUAGCAAGUUAUACAGCGGUACUGUUAGCCAAGAGGACUAUGCAAAUCAGAUGGAAGCUGCACAGAAAGAACUAAAGAUUGCAUGGUCAAUUCUGGAAAAUGAAUCAAACUGCUUAAAAGAGAAAGCUAGUACACUCUGCGCCCUUGGGGAAGUUGCAUUGAGAAGGGGGGAACCAAAUCCUGAGCGUUAUUAUAUCCAAGCAUCAUCCUUCUUUGAGAGUUUGGAAGGAGAAAUUCAUAAACAGCGAAUAGUCCAUAUAAAUGUCAAAAUAUGCAUCUGCCUUGAGGGCAGCGACAAGAUUAAAGCCAUUGAAUACGGCGAGAAGGCUCUGUCAUCCUAUCAGGCUCAACUGAAGCGGCUAAUAUCUGAAACACAGAGCUCAUCCAAAUCUGUAGAAUCAAAAACUUCCUCUGAUUCGGAAUCGUCUUCAGCCACACAAAUUGAUCCUUCUAUUCAGAAAAAGAAAAAUGAAAGGAGCAUGCUGAUUAAAAUUUUAAGUAAGCUGCAAUUCAAGCUUGAUGAUCUGAAGGCAGGUUCAUCCGCCUCACCAAACCUGGAAGGAACUUCACUGGCUCCAGCUGGUCAUAGAGAUGGAAAAGAAAAGGUGUCCCAAUUAAUACAAGUCCUGAGAAUUGAUAAGCAGUUUGAUAACUGAGAAAUGAUCAGCCAACCGAUUCUCUGCAAAGAAUCAGAUAUGGGUGAUGGAUUAAUAUAGUGAACAUUGUCGUCUUACCUCUUCUUAACGCCAAGAACAUUGCUUUUUUGAUACGUCUGUUCUUUAAUACAUUUUUUUGGUGAUCUAGUUACGUGUAUAAUUUUUCACUCGUCGGAAAGGG